Messenger RNA from Diatraea saccharalis (sugarcane borer), 1620 nucleotides. Lineage: Eukaryota; Metazoa; Arthropoda; Insecta; Lepidoptera; Crambidae. The record is from the annotation of a GenBank genome assembly.
AUGCGGCUGAUGCUGGAACAGGAACAGAAAUACAUCAGGGAUUUGCGCAAUGAACUCUGCAAAGUCCCCGAUGUACGAAAACAGACGCAGCUCGAGUCCGCCGAAUUGAGGUGUUCCAAACUCAAGCAACAAAUAGACGCCGUUUCCGCUUCACAGACUGAUAAUCGAUCGAGUUUGCCCGUACUGCAUAUGCGGAGUAGAUCUUCACCGGAACAAUUAGAAAUAGAAUCACCUAGACCGUUACCGCCCACUCCUGUGCCGGCGCCGGCGAUGUGUGUGGACCAGCCGUGGACGCGUGGCACCCCGCCCCCCGGCACCCCUCCCCCGCCAUACGCACAUAAUACACAGCCUUGUGCCGACCCUCAACGAGCGAUCAUCUCGAUGGAAGAAGACGAUUCACCGGCAUCGGAUAACUCUACGUACUCUGGUUUGUUUUCGAACUUGCGCUCGGUGCGAGAAUCGCGCGCGCGCACCGCUGUACUACUCAAUUGGUUGUUGGGUGAAAGGAGGUGUGCGUGCGCUAAUCUGCUUCUGAUACUGACGGAUGGAUACCGUAACGCGGCCGGCGUUUCUAACGCAACCCUGCGUCGUUGGGCAUACGAGAUACAAUCGACUUUCCUCAUACCUUCUGCGGUUUUACAAUUGAAUGGCGUCGAUGAGAACAUGGCGAACGAAAUCGAACAUGUAUUAGUUAAUGAAUAUGAAAAAGAGGAACUCCUUCGCAACGUGUUCCGUAAAGCGCGACAGAAAGCCAAAGAUGAAUUGAGUCAGCAGCUGAGCGAGUUCCAAGUAAAGAGGCAAGUCGGUCUCGGAACCCUGUAUGGACCGGAGGAUUCGUUGCUCGAGAAAUGCGACGUAGACAAGGCACAGGAACUUGUGGUAGUUGAGAGGCUACUAUGUCAAAGGUUGACGAGUAUCUCGCGUGGGGAGUGGGGGGCGGUGGGCGGAUGCGGCUGCGCAUCCCCCGAAGCUCACGCCGCGCUCCUGGCCGCGCUAGUGGCCUGCGCGCUAUGUCUACACUGUAGGCCGGCGAGUGUGGCGGCGGCGGUGGGCGGUUCGCGAGCGGCGUUUCUACAACGAGACAAACUUUAUAAACAACGACUCAAGCAGUUAGCCAAACAGCAUCCGCAACCGUACGUGGUUCGCGGUCACCACUUACAACUGCAAGCGCUGACUUCGGUGGCUCACUGUCAUCACUGUGAUCACGUGAUAUGGGGGCUUGCGCCGCAAGCUGUCGUAUGUACAGAUUGCAAGUUGCGAGUGCACCGUUCGUGUGCGCGGCACGUGGAGGAAGGCUGCUGUUUAGAUGGUGACCAUCACAACAAUAGGAUAUCACGUUUCAUGGACCGGAUACACAACCCCGCCAACAAUCUGGAUUCUAGCGACAAGAAAUCGAGAAAAGCAUCGAGCACGGGUCACUUUCUCAACAUGGAAAGGAGUUUUCGUAAGCAAGAGGACGAACAGCCGUGGGACCAGACAUUAACCCCUGCAUCAUCAAUAGGUGAGUGCAAUUUUAUUAUCACUAUUGAAUAUAAUAUAGGAUACCGUUUAAACAAUUUUGCGUUGCUGAAUUUUGCGUAUUUGACAUUAGUUAACUGUUUUAAUAGUUUGAGAAGAUAG